AUGUCAAAGGAUGAAAUCGUCGACGCGCUCGCGCUGGCUGACAUGACGGCGCGCACGGGCGAGGGCGAGUUCGAGUUCGAUGUGGAUGAUUUUCACACGCUCGAGGCGUACGUGAAGGAGGGAGCGUUGAUUCCUAGGGGUAGUCCUGUGCGAUACGCGCUGCCUAUGGACUUGGAUCGCAGGGUCUUGAAUUCCUACAGGACCGCGUGGAAAGAUCGCGUGAGCUCCAAGCCCGUGGACGCGGCCGCAUACUUGAGAAAAAUGUUCUCCAUCAUCGAGUCGUAUCACGUCUCGGCGGAGACUGGGAUGGUGGAUUACGAAGGCAUCGCUCUGGACGAUCAGUACGGCGCGUUUGAGGAGGCGACAUGCGAAUUGCGAGCGAUUCGAUUGAAUCAAGGCGAGUUGGCAAACGAAGACGCUCGCAAGGCGUUCCUUUUGAACGUGUACAACGUCGGGGUGAAACACGCGUUCGUAAACGUGGGCGUUCCAAGAAACGCGCGCGAGCGGCUAGCGUUUUACGGAAGCGUCGGGUACAAUAUUGGGGGUAAAUUUUAUUCCUUGGACGAUAUCGAGCACGGACUGCUUCGCGCCAACGCGCCGCAUCCGACUAAGAAGUUUGCGACAAAAUAUUUCAAGGAUGACGGCGCGGCGAAAUACGCGCUCUCCAAGCGUGACGCCAGGAUUCACUUCGCGUUGAACUGCGGAGCGAACGCGUGUCCGCCCAUCAGAGCGUAUUCAGCGAAUAAAAUCGACGCGCAACUCGAUGUAGCAGCCGAAGCCUUUCUCAACGGCACCGUCGCCGUGGACGCUCGCAAGAAUGAAGUGCGCCUGUCGAAAAUCAUGCAGUGGUACGCGCGAGAUUUCGGCGCGGGCGCGACAGAGGUGUUGAGAUUCAUUGCGCCGAGACUGAAAGAUGAAUCCAAGGUGGCGCUGGAGACCGCGCUGACGAGCGGUAAAAUACCGCGAAUCUCGUACGCGGAGUACGACUGGUCGACGGAUGCCUCGGCGCCUCGGCCAUUUUCGCUCGCGCGGUACGCGUCGUAG
Ostreococcus lucimarinus CCE9901 is the source of this 1044-nucleotide messenger RNA. RefSeq lists its product with no specific name. The coding region runs from base 1 to 1044 and encodes 347 amino acids. The record is from RefSeq and is a predicted model, not a curated record. The transcript has a single exon. Lineage: Eukaryota; Viridiplantae; Chlorophyta; Mamiellophyceae; Mamiellales; Bathycoccaceae.